AUGAUCAGCCAGCUCGGAGACGACCUCCUCGUCCAGAUUCUCAUCCGCCUCCCCGACCCGAGACCCGCCUGCCGCUGCAAAUCCGUCUGCAAGCGGUGGAAUUCCCUCAUCUCCACUCCCUCCUUCAACCGCCGCUUCGUUCAUCACCACCACCGCUCGAAUCGCCGCCACCUCCCUCUCCCGGACGAUCCGAACGAGCUGCAAUCGACCAUCCGGAGAUUAGGGUUUCUCCCUCGCACGUACGUUCGAGACGAUCUGAGAGUCCUCGAUUGCUUCAAGGACUUGGUUUUGUGCGGGUUCUGGGAUUUGUAUAACAACAACAACCACGAAUUGGUGAGAUCGUACUUGAUCUGCAAUCCGUUCACGAAGCAGUGGGUCGCCCUUCCUCUAGCGCCUAGAAAGCGCGUCGGGUACGAACAACCCGUCGCGAGGUUGGUUUGCGAACCCUGCAAUCCUAAGAAACUCGAUCUGGGAGAUGACGACGACGACGACGAAACGGCGUCGUUCGUCUAUUCUUCCGAGCAUCGGUUUCGAGUGGUGUGUAUUUAUCAGGUGGGGCCCACUACGAUGCUGGACGUGUUUUUUUCGGGGACGUGGAAAUGGAUGGGGGAGGUUGUUGCUGUCCACGAUUGUGUGAGGUUCGGAGACAAGAGCGUGGUUUCGUCGUCGUGCGACGGGGAGUUGUUCUGGUCGUAUCUGAAAGAAGGCGGCCGGGUCCAUGAUUCGGUGGCUGCCUUGAAUCCUUUCCGGUUCCGUGCUGUUUCCGUUGAUGUCUCUGCGUUCGCCGCGAAACCGUGGUGGGUGAUUUCGGUCUCGCAAGGCGCGUUGCACGUGAUUGCACUCGAGGGCCACGGAGCUGCAGGUGGAGCCGGGUGGCGCUUGAGCGUCUGGAGACUGGAGGAAGACCGGCGAUCAUGGAGGAAACUGUGUGAAGGGUUGGUGAGUAAGAAGACAACGAGGUGCGGGAAAUAUCGAGUCGAGAGGUGCGAUGUUGAGCUUUGUCUGCAUCCGAGUAAGCCGGGAGUCGUGUUGUUCAACUGGCUUGAUGGUGGUGAUCGUGAUGCGAAUGCUAUACUGUCCUGGGAUCUGCGAAGAGAAGAGGUGGAGCUGUUUGCUGAACUAGAAGCGGGCCCUGGUGUCUGUCGUUUCAUGGUGUUCCAGCCUCGUGUCCAUUGUUGGCCUACUUCGAUUCGAGGUUUUAAAAAUCGUACCCUAUUGUCCGGUUAG
Molecule: messenger RNA, 1227 nt
Organism: Linum tenue
Lineage: Eukaryota; Viridiplantae; Streptophyta; Magnoliopsida; Malpighiales; Linaceae
Source: the annotation of a GenBank genome assembly